Messenger RNA from Diaporthe citri, 636 nucleotides. RefSeq lists its product as uncharacterized. The record is from RefSeq and is a predicted model, not a curated record. Bases 1 to 636 code for a protein of 211 amino acids. Lineage: Eukaryota; Fungi; Ascomycota; Sordariomycetes; Diaporthales; Diaporthaceae. The transcript has a single exon. Gene Ontology annotation, molecular function: ubiquinone binding. Gene Ontology annotation, biological process: cellular respiration; ubiquinone biosynthetic process. Gene Ontology annotation, cellular component: mitochondrion.
AUGGCUGCCAAGGGUCCUGGCCCUCUCAAGCUGGCCAGCAGGGCCUUGCUCGCCCGCCACAACCCUCCGAUCCUCACCCCACGCCGGACCUUCCUCGACUCCGUCUUCCAAGCCAACAAGCCCCUGACCAUCAACGUCUCCCGCACCCUCCCGUACCCACGCGAGAAGCUCUACGACCUCAUAGUCGACGUGGACGCAUACUCCAGCUUCCUCCCCUACUGCCAGCACAGCCGCGUGACGGCGUGGUCCAAGCAGCCCGGCGCAGACGGCGCCACCGGCGGGGGUCGCGCGUGGCCCACCGAGGGCGAGCUCACCGUCGGCUUCGGCCCCAUCACGCAGUCGUACACGAGCAGGAUAGUCUGCGUGCCGGGCCGCAGCAUCGAGGCCCUGAGCGGGAAGCAGGAGGGCGCCCCCGCCGGCAGCCCGUUCGAGAGCCUGGUCACCAAGUGGACGGUCGGGGACGCCAUCGUCAAGCGCAUCGGCACCUGGUCCACCGUCGACCUCGACCUCACCAUGCGCCUCGCCGACCCGCUUGUGCAGAUGAUGCUGUCGAAAGUCGUCGACGAGACGGCCACCAAGAUGGUCGACGCGUUUGAGCAGAGGGCGAGGGAAUUGUUUGGGGACUCAGACGGGUGA